This is a messenger RNA of Patiria miniata (bat star), 732 nucleotides long. RefSeq names its product DNA-directed RNA polymerase I subunit RPA34-like. The record is from RefSeq and is a predicted model, not a curated record. The transcript is spliced from 6 exons. Bases 107 to 655 code for a protein of 182 amino acids. Gene Ontology annotation, biological process: transcription by RNA polymerase I. Lineage: Eukaryota; Metazoa; Echinodermata; Asteroidea; Valvatida; Asterinidae.
UAAACACGUGCCGCGCUCCGUGCACAAUAAUGUACACUCAGGGUAGGGACAUGUCGGAACACAGAACGUGAAUGUGAACGCACCAGAAAUAAAUCAUUAAGUAACCAUGGAUACCGCAUCAGGGAUUAACACACCAGAAUCACCGGCCAGCCCAGAGGGAGUGAGAUCAGUGGAGGAGACAGCAAUACCUAGAUUUGAGUGUCCGCCAAAUUUCCAACAAGUUGAGAUAUCAGCCGAGGAUGAACCCCUAUACCUGCAAGAUAUUAAAGGGACUACAGAACUCUGGCUCAUCAAAACACCUCAAGAUUUUGAUGUGAAGAGAUUAAACUCCAAGACUCUGUCAUUGAGCGGAUGGCAGUUUCUGGACGAGACGGAGGAAUCUGACGUAUCUUAUGAAGUGCUGACUUCCCACGAUGCAUCAUCGGACAAGAAGAGCUUACCUCGUCUCUUGGUUCCUUCCAAACAUUGUGCAGAUCUUGUGCCAGCUCCUACUUUCAGUGGCCAACUUGCCAUUAUGGAAUCAGUGGCUGUUCCACCAGUUCUACUCCCUCCCUCUCCACCUCCAAGAUCAAGUGAGUUACCACCGGGCCUGAAACAACGGUUUCUGCCAUUUGGAUGGGGUAAGUUCAUACAAGUCUUUUUUCCAACCAAGUGAAUAAUGGAAUAAAUAUGUGCUUGGCCAGUUUUAAAGAAGUACGUUUGGCUAGAGGCCUGGUCGCGGAUAACGGCCCA